AACACUUAAAAUGAGUAUAAAAACAUUGAAAUUUCAUGUUUUCAAUCAGUAUUAACCAAAACACAAAAUGGCGACGUUGAAAACCUUGAUUUUAUUGUGCUGCGUUGUAGUUUUUUGUUCUGCACAAGAUGCAGGAUUAAAUAAAGCUGGGGCAAGAAUUUGGGGUGGAUUUGAAGCGGAUCCUGGUCAAUUCAAAUGGCAGGUAGGCAUAGGUCACAGAAACGAUGAUGGAACCUACGGGAACUUCUAUGGCGGUGCCCUGAUUUCAAAACAAUGGGUUUUGUCUGAUUCAUAUGCAGUUGAAUUUGUUGAUAAAGAAAAGAUUGAUGUAAUCCUGGGCGCUACUCAAAUCCACGGUGAACAAAAUGGCCGCAUAAUCACGAAAAUUGAUAAGAUUGUCUACAAUCAUCCAAAAAUGCUAAGUUUAAUCAAACUGGUUGCACCAGUGGAGUUUAACGAUUAUAUCGGUGCGAUUAGACUACCGAAAGCUACUGAUGACCUUGAGGAAGGCGCCAUUGUGUGGGCUAGUGGAUGGGGUUAUGUAAAUGACAGUAAUAUUCGACAUAAUGAGCUUAAGUAUGUUGACUUAACUGUCACUGCGAGGGAUGCAUGCAAGCAAUCAGGGCAUAUACUUGAGGAUUAUUAUGUUUGUACGGAUGGUAGUGAAGAUAAGUGCGCGUGGUAUGGUGGUGAUAUGGGUGGGGCACUUGUGCAGUAUAUUAAUGAUGAUUGGACACAUGUAGGUGUUAUCAAUUAUGUGAUUGAUAAUGGAUGUCAUGCUGGUGAGCCUACAGCUAACAUUCGCACUUCUUCCAUUUUGGAGUUUAUUUAUACUCAUACCGGUCCUAUUUCGACGAUUGUUUAAAUAAUUAUCAAUUUUGUUUGUUUUAUGGCGUGAAAUAAAAUAAAGUAUUGAUUAAUGAUUAUAAUAAAAAAAAA
Dalotia coriaria is the source of this 939-nucleotide messenger RNA. RefSeq names its product chymotrypsinogen B-like. The transcript is spliced from 5 exons. Gene Ontology annotation, molecular function: serine-type endopeptidase activity. The record is from RefSeq and is a predicted model, not a curated record. Bases 68 to 865 code for a protein of 265 amino acids. Lineage: Eukaryota; Metazoa; Arthropoda; Insecta; Coleoptera; Staphylinidae. Gene Ontology annotation, biological process: proteolysis.